CAUCGAGAGGUGGAUGCUGUACAAGGAGUUACCGUUGCACCCAAUUGUUAAGGAUCUCACUGGAUGCUCAAUGGAGGAAGAGGGCUGUCAUGUCAGGGUGAAGGUUGUGGCGGUCAUCGAUGGCUUUGUGUACCUCUCUGUUUUCUACUGCAAGGACACGCAACCUUGUGAGUUGUAUCUAUCCUUGUGCCUGGAAACGUCGGGGAUGUGCGAGCUCUUUAAUGAUGCAUAUCGGUAUAACCUGGAUGUCCAUCCCUAUGUCAUGCCAUGGCCUCCCUCUUUGGUGCAAAGCAAGAAGGAAUCAGAAACUGAGUUCACUGGAGACAUUGUUGCAGACGAUGGUCCUGUGAGAACGGAAAAAGCUUCCUCUCUGCUUGUCACCGCACUGCAGUCACUCAGCCAAGCUCUGAGGGAUGACGGUGGCAGUAAUAAUGAAAUAGCAGCGGAGUUAGAUGCCUUCUUCCGUCCUAACGAGGAUAGCGAUGGCUCUCUUAUGAGCAAGAUCACUAGUUUUGAUGCACAGUUGAUAACUGCAAGAGACCGUAUAUUGAGGAUAAGUACAUGUCUCUGAGGUCUGCGUGCCUAGUACAGAAAGAGAAUCCUGAUUAUGAAUUGGUGAUAAGUGUACAGGUGGAAGCUGUCAAGAGCUUCUUGGAAUGUGUGUUAAUUUGUGUGUGUUGUGUGUUUGUUGUGAUGAUACAGGAUUUUGUUGAAAUGGUUUGUAUAUCAGUUUUUUGGA
Lolium rigidum is the source of this 739-nucleotide messenger RNA. RefSeq lists its product as uncharacterized. The transcript has 2 exons. Lineage: Eukaryota; Viridiplantae; Streptophyta; Magnoliopsida; Poales; Poaceae. The coding region runs from base 14 to 571 and encodes 185 amino acids. The record is from RefSeq and is a predicted model, not a curated record.